AUUUGGAUUUGCUCAGUGUAAGUAUUUGCAAUUAUCUGAUAUCAAGAAUCAGAUUCUAACACAUUGCCUUUAGUCAACCAGACUACAUUCAUAACUAUUCUUUGGUUAUAAAAGGUUUUUGUCUGUACCAUUUCAUUAAAUUUUUUUACAUUGUACUUGAAAUUCUACAACACAAGUUAUUUAAAAGUAGAAAUAGGUUUUUCCAAAUUUAUCCAGACACAAGACAGACUUCCUUCAGACAGUGAUAGUUACACUAAUAUGGAGUAGCUAUUUACUGAGGUGAUUCUUUGGUCCUGCCCAUACUUGUCAUGGAAUUAGGAAGGUGUCUUGAUGAAAGUUUACUGUGCAUCAUUGUUCUGACCUGUGAUUUUAUAACCAAUUUGUUAAAAAGUUUUUUCCUGUUUUGUGUAGGUAUUUCCAUACCAUGUAUCUGGGAAUACGGAGUCGUCAGGGUUCGAAGUCAGAACAUUGGCAAUACUACUGGAAGAUGGUGUAUGAGUUCGCUGAUGUGAGCAUGUUGCAUUUACUGGCCACCUUUCUGGAGAGUGCACCUCAGCUGGUGUUGCAGCUGUGCAUCAUCAUACAAACACACAAUCUUCAGGCUGUUCAAGGGAUGACAGCAGCAGCCUCACUUGUCUCUCUUGCAUGGGCUUUAGCCUCCUACCAAAAGGCUUUACGAGAGUCCCGGGACGACAAAAAGCCCAUUGGCUACCUUGCAGUCAUCAUCCAGUUCUGCUGGCACUUCUUCACUAUUGCAGCCAGGGUCAUCACAUUUGCCCUCUUUGCCUCUGUUUUUCAACUCUAUUUUGGCAUCUUCAUUGUUCUGCACUGGUGUAUCAUGACUUUUUGGAUUGUCCACUGUGAGACAGACUUCUGCAUCAGCAAAUGGGAGGAGAUUGUGUUUGAUAUGGUGGUGGGCAUAAUAUAUAUCUUUUCCUGGUUCAACGUCAAAGAGGGAUGUACAAGGUGAAAACACUUAUGAGCACACUCUUAUCUUAACCUUGUGAAGACAUAUUUAUUUUAGAUAGAAGGUAUUUGUAAACAGAAAAGGUUUGCUUUAAUUUAGGUUCUGCAGAGUACUUGUUUUAAGACCCAAAACAUUUAACCUAAUUUAAGAAUGGGGUCAAAACAUUUCUUUAGAACAAUAAGGGUACAUAAUUAUGAAAGGAUUAAUUUGUCAACAGAAACAGACAAUAUUUUUUUAAGAUUUAGUUUUUUAGUACUGAAGAGUGUUGUUAGUGAAGUGAAACUAACAAAUCACAAUGCAAGGCAGAAAUAAAACAAAAAUAGUAUUUGGGAAAAUAAAGUUUAAAUAUUUUUGCUGAAUACAAAAUUGAUAACUGAUUCUCUACUGAUGUGAAGGACCUAUAUUAAUAUUUUGGAAUAUUAAUAUGGUGGAUUUAGAGCAUUUAAAUUUCACAAAAUGGCAGCUUGCGCAGAGAAAGAAGCUGAUCUUUUGCUGUUGUAUUUUUUAGCACUAGUGGCCUUUAUUUGAAAGUAAUCUGACAGGAACAGGCAAAGAGAAGGGAAAUGAACCAAGGACAGGAGUUGAGUUCAGGACGGUGUUCUGACUAUGAGUGCUACCUCAUUAGAUUUUCCUACCGUAGCACGGAUAGAUAGCUAUGUCUAUAUGUCGGUGCUA
Messenger RNA from Poecilia latipinna (sailfin molly), 1642 nucleotides. RefSeq names its product XK-related protein 4-like. Gene Ontology annotation, cellular component: plasma membrane. Gene Ontology annotation, biological process: apoptotic process involved in development; phosphatidylserine exposure on apoptotic cell surface; engulfment of apoptotic cell. The transcript has 2 exons. The record is from RefSeq and is a predicted model, not a curated record. Lineage: Eukaryota; Metazoa; Chordata; Actinopteri; Cyprinodontiformes; Poeciliidae. The coding region runs from base 425 to 970 and encodes 181 amino acids.